This is a messenger RNA of Batrachochytrium dendrobatidis JAM81, 642 nucleotides long. RefSeq lists its product as uncharacterized. The record is from RefSeq and is a predicted model, not a curated record. NCBI's taxonomy places the organism in Eukaryota, Fungi, Chytridiomycota, Chytridiomycetes, Rhizophydiales. The transcript has a single exon. Gene Ontology annotation, molecular function: glutathione transferase activity. Bases 1 to 642 code for a protein of 213 amino acids. Gene Ontology annotation, biological process: glutathione metabolic process.
AUGACCGGUUCAAUGCCAUCACUCAAGUUGGUUUACUUUGAUGCUCGCUCCAAGGGCGAAGUGAUUCGUUUGUGUAUGCACGUAGGCAGCAUCCCAUUUGAGGAUUACAGAGUCGUUCGCUCUACCGAAUGGCCAUCGUUAAAGCCGCAGACUCCCUUUGGGCAAUUGCCCUUACUAACCAUUGACAACUCUACCACUAUUGCUCAGUCCAAUGCCAUCCUCCGCUAUGUCGGAACACUAGCUGGUCUCUACCCAUCCACAGAUCUGCUCAAUGCUGCUUUGGUUGAUCAGAUCGUCCUGCAAAUAACGGAUAUCCGCAACUUGCAUAAUGCUACCAAAAAAGAUCCAGAUCCUGUUCGAGUUGUUGCUACUAGAGAAACUCUAGCUACCACCUGCUAUCCUGCCAUGUUUGGCUAUCUAGACAAAACCAUUGCUCAACAUUCGGCUGGAAUAUGGGCAGUUGGCCAUACCCUCACUAUUGCUGAUCUGAUGAUAUAUGCUAAUGUAUCUUUUAUCAAAGAUGGACAAUGGGCUGGCAUUCCUGCAGACCUUGUUGAUGCAUACCCUAAAGUAUGUGCUAUAUACGAAGCUGUCCGCUCCCAUCCAAAAAUUGUCGAAUGGGAAGCUGCACAUCCAAAAUAA